UCAUCAUCUUGCUGAAACAAGAAAACCCCAAUAUUCUUGGAGAAUCAGAGGCUUCUUUUUGCAAAUGUCUUCUGCAAUCUCCCUCAACACAAGAUUAAUCCUUAUUGUUUCGUGAGCUUCAUCAUCUUCUAUAAAUGCUUGAAGCAAUUGCUUCUUGUCAUGCUCCCAUGGGACAUGACCUUAUCAUUCAGCCAAGCAUUGUAAGAUCUAAUCUUCACUCGCCACACCUUUUCCGACACCUUUAUUAUGGGCCAAAUCGCUAUGACAAGCAACUGUAUACGCCAGCAUUUUCCACCUGUCGCAGGAUACAGUAUUGCUGUCACACGGCUGCAAAACUGCCAGAUGGUGCACCUCUGUUAACAUCCUCAUUUCUUGGUGGGAGUCGAUCUCUUAUCUCAAAUCAUAGACAUUCUCAGAGAGGGGGGAGAUUUCGUAUGAAUGCAACGCUUGAUGUUGGUGGAGCCGUUGAGGUCAUUAAUGAUCUAGGAUUGGAUACACUGACAUUCUUAGCUGUUACUGUCUUGGUGGUUCCUGCCUUCAAGAUCGUUAAAGCUAGCCCUAUACUUGGUUUCUUCUUUGCGGGAGUUGUGCUCAAUCAAUUUGGCUUGAUUAGAAAUCUUACAGACGUUAAAGUUCUUUCUGAAUGGGGGAUCCUUUUCUUGCUAUUUGAGAUGGGCUUAGAGCUUUCGCUUGCACGUUUGAAAGCUCUUGCUAAAUUCGCAUUUGGGAUGGGUUUAACCCAGGUUGUUCUCUCUACUCUUGCUUUCACGGCAUUCGAACUCCCACCUAACGGGGCUAUUGGAACUCGAAUUCUGGAGUUUCUUUUUCACUCGAGGUCUGAUUUGGUGAACAUCAGAAGUAUAGAUGAGGCUAUAGUGAUUGGUGCUGCUCUCUCAUUGUCAUCUUCUGCAUUUGUUCUACAGCUUCUUGCAGAGAGGGGUGAGCUACCAACUCGAUUCGGCUCAGCUACUCUGGGGAUACUCCUACUCCAGGAUAUAGCAGUCGUCCCUCUGUUAGUCAUACUUCCGGUGUUGGAGAGCCAGAACAUAGUAGAAGAGAGUAUUUUGCCAAUGCUUGUGAAAGAAAGUUUGAAGGCUUUAGGUGGAUUAGGUUUGCUUUCUCUCGGUGGAAAGUUCCUUCUUAGGCGUGUUUUUGAGGUUGUUGCAGAAGCAAGAAGCUCGGAAGCUUUUGUAGCACUCUGUUUAUUAACGGUUGCUGGAACAUCACUUAUAACUCAGAAAUUAGGCUUCAGUGAUACGCUUGGAGCUUUUUUAGCGGGGGCUCUGUUGGCUGAAACAAAUUUCAGGACGCAGAUUGAAGCGGAUAUAAGGCCUUUUAGGGGAUUACUUCUUGGGUUAUUCUUUGUAACGACUGGAACAUCUAUCGACACGCAGCUACUUAUCCGAGAGUGGCCGAAUGUAUUGUCACUAUUAGCAGGUUUAAUUGUUAUCAAGACCCUGAUUAUAACAGCAAUCGGUCCUCGUGUUGGAUUAACUUUGCAAGAGAGUGUAAGGAUAGGAUUGCUUCUUUCUCAGGGUGGUGAGUUUGGAUUCGUAGUGUUUUCCCUUGCAAACAGGCUAGGGGUGUUGCCGCUCGAGCUUAAUAAGCUUCUUAUAAUUGUUGUUGUGCUGUCAAUGGCGCUGACCCCCUUGCUUAAUGAUCUUGGACGGAAGGCUGCUGAGUUUAUUGGUGAAAAUGUCGAUGCAGGAGAUAAAACUGCUGAAGAGGCAAUUUUUGACGCCACUGAACCAGUUGUUAUCCUCGGGUUUGGACAAAUGAGUCAGGUUCUUGCCAACUUCCUGUCCACUCCACUGGCUUCUGGACUAGAUGGGGAUGCUGGAUGGCCUUUUGUUGCCUUCGAUCUUGAUCCGACUGUAGUAAAGGCAUCUAGAAAACUUGGUUUUCCUAUCCUAUAUGGUGAUGGGUCGCGUGCAGCUGUUCUGCAGUCGGCUGGUAUAUCUUCUCCUAAAGCCGUGAUGGUUAUGUAUGAGGGAAGGCAGAGGGCAGUCGAGGCUGUUGAACGGAUUCGGCUUGCAUUCCCUGCAAUACCUAUAUAUGCUCGAGCUCAAGACAUCCCACAUCUCUUAGAUCUGAAAAAAGCAGGGGCAACCGAUGCUAUUCUUGAAAAUGCAGAGACAAGUUUGCAGCUCGGCUCAAAGCUUCUGAAAGGGCUUGGCGUUAUGUCCGAUGAUGUAUCCUUUUUAAGUCAACUUGUUCGGGACUCAAUGGAGUUGCAAGCUCAAGCAAUUAUCGUACCCAAGGAUCCUGAUCCUGAUGCUAUGAAGCCACUACAGUUGAGAGUUGCGGAUUUAGUAGCGACGAGAAAACCUGUAUCUGCGCUCUCGGGAAAGGAAGAAUCGGUAAGAAUCAGUCUGCCGGAGAGAGACCGCAUCUUAAUGACACAAGAGAAAUUGGAACAACCGAAGGAGGUCCCUCAAGGGGAGGAUGGGAGAGGCGUGUUAUAUUGCGAACUGGAUUCAGACGACGAAGGUCCAAACCGACACACGAGAUCAAACUUAUAGAUUCGUUGAAUUAUGUUGUGAGAUUAAGUUAUAUACAUACAUUGAUCGUUAGACAUGACAGAAAAUGGGAUUGGAAAUGAGGUUUAAAGGAGAAGUGAAGUUAGGAAUAAUGUUGUAUAUAAUUUAUUCCCAAAUUCAAAACAGAUUUUGGCUCUAUUUCGUGUGCGGAAAACGACCGCGAUACGGAUCGUUUGUUUCCCGGAA
This is a messenger RNA of Cynara cardunculus var. scolymus (artichoke), 2726 nucleotides long. RefSeq names its product K(+) efflux antiporter 3, chloroplastic. Gene Ontology annotation, molecular function: antiporter activity. The transcript is spliced from 19 exons. NCBI's taxonomy places the organism in Eukaryota, Viridiplantae, Streptophyta, Magnoliopsida, Asterales, Asteraceae. Gene Ontology annotation, cellular component: membrane; chloroplast. Gene Ontology annotation, biological process: proton transmembrane transport; potassium ion transport. The record is from RefSeq and is a predicted model, not a curated record. The coding region runs from base 135 to 2522 and encodes 795 amino acids.